AUGUUAGAAGGUGCAAAAUUAAUGGGUGCCGGAGCUGCUACAAUUGCUUCAGCGGGAGCUGCUAUCGGUAUUGGAAACGUCUUCAGUUCUUUAAUUCAUUCCGUGGCGCGAAAUCCAUCAUUGGCUAAACAAUCAUUUGGUUAUGCCAUUUUGGGCUUUGCUCUAACCGAAGCUAUUGCAUCGUUUGCCCCAAUGAUGGCCUUUCUGAUCUCAUCCGUAUUCCGAUCGAAGGUUGAAGUGCAGUUUCAUAAAGCCUCCUUAGUCAGUCUAAGCCGCGCUGAAGCUUUCACGAGGAGGAUUAAAAAGACAAGUGUUAACCCUUGGCGUGGGUGGACAAAUUCCAUCGUCGUAAGGCGUAAGGGGGAGGCCUUGGUCAAUCAAUGGCAGUGA
Molecule: messenger RNA, 390 nt
Organism: Cannabis sativa
Lineage: Eukaryota; Viridiplantae; Streptophyta; Magnoliopsida; Rosales; Cannabaceae
Source: the annotation of a RefSeq genome assembly